AUGUUUUUUGUGAUCAUCGUAUUAGUUUGUGCGUGGAAUGUUGUGUGUGGACAGGACACUAAUGCCAUGACAAACUUACCAAAAUACGACUCUAGGUAUGACUAUUUGGAUGUAGAUGCAUUGUUUAAUAGCAAAAGAUUAGUGAGUAAUUAUGUGAACUGUCUAAUCAAUUUAAAUCGCUGUACACCAGAAGGAAAAGUUUUAAAAAGGCUACUUCCAGAAGCUUUAAGAACGAAAUGCUUACGGUGUACCGAGAGGCAGAAGAGGACAGCCGUUAAGAUAAUCAAAAGACUCAAAUACGAAUACCCAGAUGAGUGGGCUAAGGUGCAAUCGAGAUGGGAUCCUACUGGUGAUUUCACUAGAUAUUUCGAGACCUUCUUAGCGAAUGAGCAAUUCAACACUAUUAUUGGAUCAGACGUCGAAAAUGCGCCGCCACCGCCAGCACCUCUACCAGAACCUAAUCUACUAUCAGUGUUGCCCGCUGAAUCCGCUACCCCCAAGCCAGCGACAGUGUUAACUACAUCGCCAACGCCACCUUCAACCGCUUCUACACCAAUAGAGCCACUGCUUCUUAACAGAUUCGGCGACGACGAUGAAUCGAUGGUGAGCAAUCCGUCACCAGCUGUGACUACGUCACGGCCUACCAUGUCACCUAUUACAUCCUGGCCAACCACCAUUCGUCCAAGGCCAACCCCAAUGGAUUGGGCGGCAGUGACGGUUCCGAGUGUCAUCCCUACACGCUUUACACUCCGUCCAGUGUCAGACACUACGUUUGUGUAUUCCACGGCUAUUACGCUCAUCGAUGAAAUUGGCAACAAAAUUAUCCGCACCACGGAGCUCGUCGCUGAUUUGCUGAAGAGUACUGUUCGCGCUGUCGUCGGAUGA
Messenger RNA from Parnassius apollo (apollo), 885 nucleotides. The record is from the annotation of a GenBank genome assembly. Lineage: Eukaryota; Metazoa; Arthropoda; Insecta; Lepidoptera; Papilionidae.